GAAGGCAGCGGAUGAAAAGGGUGACAAACCAGCGUUAAAGGUGGAGUCGCCUUUGCCACCACAAGCCGAGAAUGGUACAGCUCCUCCAGCUUUGCCAGAAGAGCAGUGGAAGGCCUGGACUUAUCGCCAGUAUUACGAUGAUGCCCGGAAGGCAGGCAAGGGCUUGAUGCAGCUGGGCUUUCAGCCUUUUGACACUCUGGCCAUUUGGGGUUUUAACGCGCCGGAGUGGAUGCUCAGCGCCUUGGCGGCGGGCUUUGCGGGGGGCAAAGUCGGUGGCCUCUAUCCGACAGAUACACCUGAGACUGCGGCCUUCAAGAUUGCCCACAGUGGUGCCAGUGUGGUGGUGCUGGAGGACAAAGCUAAGUUGGACAGGCUAAUCCCGGCUUUGGCGAAGCGUGAUGAAGCGACUUCUCGCAUCAAGGCCUUCGUGGCUUAUGGAUUUGAACCAGAGGCGAACCUAACAGUGGAGGUCAAGGGAAGCGCCAAGCCUGUGCUGGGUUGGUCUCAAUUCAUGCAGCUGUACAAGGAUGUAGAUGAUUCAACCAUCGACGCCCGUACGCAGGCGGUGAAACCUGGGCAUUGCGCAGUCUUGGUCUACACUUCAGGGACCACAGGUGAACCCAAAGCUGUCAUGCUGUCUCACGACAACAUGGUCUAUGAGACCCGCACAGUGAUGAACAUGGCUCGGGCGCACAUGGGCCUGUGCGCCAAGGCUGAGCAGGAGCGCGUCUUGUCCUACCUCCCACUGUCACACGUGGCGGGGAAGAUGAUUGACGUUUGCUUCCCCUUCGUGGCCACUUCCACGACUCCUGCUUGGGUCACCAUCUACUUCGCCAGGCCCUACGACCUCAAGGCCGGGAGCCUGGGAGAGAGGCUCAAAGUGGCGAGACCAACCGUCUUCUUGGGCGUCCCCUUGGUGUGGGAGAAGAUUGCAGACAAGUUGCGCGCCAUCGGUGCGGCGAACUCGGGCCUCAAGAAGAAGAUCGCAGCCUGGGCCAAAGGAAAGGGCCUCGCGCACUCGAAGGCGUGCUUGUUGGGGGGCGAUGGAACGAAGCCCUUUGCGUAUGGCCUUGCCGAUAAGCUGGCCCUGAGCAAGGUCAAGGCAAAGUUGGGCUUGGAUUGCCUGAAGUUUGGGGCCACUGGAGCGGCUCCCAUCCGGGUGGACACUUUGCAGUACUUCGGCUCCUUGGGGAUCAAUAUCAAUGAGGUCUACGGUAUGUCGGAGUCCUGUGCCGCUUGUACCGUCUCAACGGACCGGGCACACUUCUGGGGCUCUUGCGGCUUUCAGCUUCCGGGGGUAGAGGUCAAGGCGUUUAAGGUGGACCCUUCCGACAACAACAAGAAGGAAGAGGUUCCCCGAGCGCCUGGCAUGGAUGUGAUUGACGAGGCCUACCAGGGAGAGCUGUGCUUUCGGGGUCGCAGUAUCAUGAUGGGCUACCUGGGCCAACCCGACCUGGGUGCUGAACAUGUGCGCCAGAUCGAGAAGAAGACGGGUGAAACCAUCGAUGCGGAAGGAUGGCUGCACUCCGGUGACAAGGGCAUGGUCACCAAGCACGGCAUGGUGAAGAUCACCGGCCGCUAUAAGGAAAUCAUCAUCGGUGCCGGAGGUGAGAAUAUUGCCCCCGUCCCCAUCGAGGACCAUAUCAAGGGCCACUGUGAUGGUAUCAACGAGGUGAUGAUAAUCGGCGACAAGCGCAAGUACAAUGUGGCCAUUGUCACCCUCAAAGCCGUUGGGGCCCAGGGUGAGACUCCCGGCACCGAUCAGCUUGACGCGGGCGCCAAACGAGUGAACCCGAAUGUCUCCAAGAUCAGCGAAGCUAUGGGGGACUCUGUUUGGAUCGAGGCAGUCACGGCAGCCAUCAAGAGUGCCAACAACAACGGCACUGUUUGCCCCAACAACGCCUUCAAGAUCCAAAAGUUCAUGAUCCUUCCGACCAACUUCUCUGAAGAGCAGGGCUUCCUAACGCCAACGAAGAAGCUGAAAAGGGCAGUGGUGGAGAGCGCUUUCAGCAAGCAGAUCGAGAUGAUGUACAACUCGAGUGAGAUGUACGUGCGGUACGCAGAAUGA
Molecule: messenger RNA, 2068 nt
Organism: Symbiodinium pilosum
Lineage: Eukaryota; Dinophyceae; Suessiales; Symbiodiniaceae
Source: the annotation of a GenBank genome assembly